Molecule: messenger RNA, 7058 nt
Organism: Drosophila rhopaloa
Lineage: Eukaryota; Metazoa; Arthropoda; Insecta; Diptera; Drosophilidae
Gene: hwt
Exons: 11
Coding region: 1564-6909 (1781 amino acids)
Molecular function (GO): phosphotyrosine residue binding
Source: RefSeq, a predicted model, not a curated record
AUAAACGGGCAGCGGCCUCUGCUCUGCUCUCGUGUGAUAAAAAAUGUGGAUUCCCUUGGAUUCCGAUUGACCCUUAAUUGUUAACCGUUAGCCAAUUAACCAGUGUGUUCGCCAAUUUUAAAACGACAACAACUACAGCAACAACAAUCGAAAUAAGAACAACAACAACAAUGCAUAGUUCCUGCUGAGUAGCUUUUUUUGUAUAAUCGAACGAGUGUCCUUUUGUGUACAUAUUUGUGGGAGAUGUGAGAUCCAAGGUAAACCAGAUGAAAGCCAAUCGAACAACACCAACAACAACUAAACACUGCCGCCUACAAACAAUAAGUUAACAACAACAGUAAAGAGGAAGAAAACUUGAAGGCCGGCAAACCGGAAGAAAAAAAUCAGAAGACGAAGGAAUGUGGCAAAAAAAAAUAAAUAUAGCAGAGCAACCAAACUUCGUAGCUAGCUGAAUUUCCCAUAGUAAAAGGAAACCCAAAAAAGGAUAAAUACCAUUUGAUAACAAACUAAAAGCACAACCAAAAACAACAACUACAGCCCCGAAUAUAAAUCAAACAGAAAAACUUUUUAGUAACAACUAACGGCAACCACAAUCGAAAAGUAAGACGACUAACAUACAGCAUUAAACUACAAUAAUAACAAUAUAAUGAUGACUAAAAAACAACAACAACUUCAACAACGAAUAGGAUUACAACUUACUGAUAUAUAGACGAAUACUAAAAACUUCCACGCAAAUGCUGAAACGUAACAACUUUCCAAAAAAAAUCAUGUUGCUAUUCCAAAAAUGUAUGACAAAAAACUCUAAACGAUGUGCUAACGAAGAUUAUCAUCUUUAAAUCUAUAGGUAUAGUUCAGGUUAAACGUAAACAACAACUAAAAGUGACAAACAUUCCAACUCGCACUAAAACUAAAACUCUCAUAACAAACCAAUCAAGCAUUACAAAACAACUAUUCGAAUAACCAAAAAGCACAAAUUUUAAUAAAUGUUAGAUCUACUUACGGCUUCCAUAAAUUUAUACCAUUCACGCUAGCGUUUAUAGCAAACGAAAAUACUUAUAAGCCAUUUUAUAUUAUUGAUAUUUUUCAAAUCUACAUAAACACAAUUAAUUGUACAAUUAGUUAAUAUAUACAAAUUAAUCAACAAUCUUUUGGCAAAAGAUUUUUGGAAAUAUCAACAAGUAAUUUUAACAACAAUUUAGAAAAACAAACUAUUAAAGACAGAUUGAUCAAAUCCUUAAUCUUUGACCAUAAAAAAAAGUAUUUUUUACAUAUAAAUAAAAUGUAAUGGAAACUGAAAUAAGAGAUCGAAUAUAAUCAACAACCGCUUAACAACAAUAUCCUACAUAAGUCAACGGCAAAGGAUUCGCCAAAAUGGAGCGCUUGUGUCAUUAACUUAAUAAAAUUGUUAAUUAAAUUAACAAUAAAUAAAAUUAAUUUUAAAAUAAAUAAAAAAAUAAAGGAAUGGCAAAGUUAAUAAGCUAACAAAGAAAUUCAACAACCACUUGGUAAAAAAAUCCAACACCAGCAUCAAACCACCAAAACGAAUCGAGGAGAUUCUUCAAGAUGGAGCGCAUGUGGCGAAAAGUGAACCACAGUUUGCGCAACACCAACAAAUCGCAACAACCACAGCAGUUACCGGGUGGUGAGGCAGCCACCGGUGGUGGUGCCCCCGUUGGAGCCACUGCAGCCACGCCCCAAUCCACCGACACCAUUAGCUCGGCUGGUGGCUUUGGCGAUGGCCAGCUGGUGGUUGCCGUGCAGGGAUUGGCCGCCGGCGGUGGAUCCAUCACGGCCACCGGCGGCAGCAAUGCCACCGGGAGGCGGCUGGCCAGCAGCGGGGGCGGGUGCAACAAGUCGCUCAGCCAACAUGUCCUGCAAACGCGCACCGCAUCCUCGGAGCGCAGGAGGCGCCGCCGGCGGAAGAGCAGACCGCGACGUGGCGGCGGAAUGGGAGUCACCAGUUGCGUCGGCGAUCCCGGCGGCGAUAAUAUGUCUUCCUCGGGCGGCUUUUACACCCUGAAAGAGCACCAGCACUAUCGCCCUAGCCACCAUCAUGGCGGGGGCGUUUCCGGCGGAGGCGGUGGCUCAUCGCGACGUCUGUUCGCCACUUCGGCGCCCAGUGGCACAGUGAUGAUGUAUCCGAAUCCCCAGCGAGCUGCGCCGCUGGCACCAUCUGGAGGAUCUGGGCCCGGACAGGCAUCCACUUCGGGCGGUGCUUCGGGGGGUGGUGGCGGUGGCGGUGGAGGAGGAGGUGGAGCCGGAUCUGGAUCUGGAGGACAGCCGGACAUCUCGCUGCGACAGCGGGCGGUGGCCAAGUUGCGCAUGUUCAACUUCCAUCUCAACUGGGACCUGCACAUGACGCACUGCAAGCCCUGCGGUCCUCGGCUUAGUGGCAGUGGUGGCAACAUAAUCACCCGCCGCCUGUGCCGCAAUCGUCGGCGGGAGGACAACGAACUGUACCGCUCCAAUAGCUUCAAGUUCGAGCGAUUCGAGCGGAAGGAGUGCCUGGAGGAGCUUUCCAACACGUUGCAGAAGCAGAUUGCCAUCUGUGAUGAUUACAGCCUGCCCGUAGACUUUGUUAAAAAACGACCGUCCAGCUUCGAUCCGUGCCUGGCGGAGGCGAUACCAGCGAAUCCCGAGCACUGGAUUGCCCCCAGUCCGCAAACCGAGUUUCUGCCAUUUGGCGAAGCCCAACAAGCGUUGCAGCUACCAGCAACAGCAGCAACAGCAGCAGCAGCAGCAACAACAUCAGCAGCAGCAGCAGCGGCGGCCGCAAACGCAACAGCAGCACCUCAACUACCGCCCCCGCUGCCCGCCCCCGUGGCAACAUUGCCCAGUCAGGCGGCAACGGCAGCAGCAGCAGCAACAGCUGCGAUUUUGGCCACCCACCAGCAACAUCAGCAUUUGAGCAGCAACAACAACAACAACGGCAGCAACACACACAGCCAACAGAAUACGCACAACAACAACAACAACACAUUGCCAGUGGGGGCACAACAGCAACAGCAGCAGCAUCAACAUCAACAGCAGCGUGCAACAUUGCAACAUCCGCCGCUGCCAAAUAGCAACAUCAAGCAGGCUUCGGUGAAGCUGAUCGAAGGAUAUUCAGAUCCGAAGGAUACGCGCAAUCACAAGAAGGUUUACCACAAAAAGGCCAAGAAACGCUCGGCUCCUGGCCACAAGCGCCAUCAGCAACAGCAACAGUUGCAGUUGCAGCAGCAACAUACAUUGCCAACGCCCAGAAGUUCCCAACAGCAACAGCAGCAGCAGCAACAAUUGCAGCAGCGACAUUCCACCUACAACAACAAUAACGGAAACCUAAGAAAAGAUAAACGGAAUAGCCAAUAUAAUUCAGACUCUUCGGCGCCCAAAUCCUCCGACGACGAGGCGGACAUAGACGAGGAGGUUGAGCAGCAGCCGCUUCCCGUGCCGCAGGCUCCUGCCCCAACCGCUCCUUUGACAGCGGCGGGUCUUAACUCCCCGGACUCCAUAUCCGAUGACCUGGUGCGACCGCUGCCACCGCAACUUCAGCGCAGUCCCCGCAAACUGACCGUCGCUCCGGCGGAGCACAACAAGCGCCAGCCCUCGCCCUACUACUACUCCGAUCUGCUCAAAAGUCGCGACAAGGACAAGGAUAAGGACAAGGACAAGGAUCGCGACAAGGACAGGGAGGACUUUAAGCUUAAAUGCCGCCAGUCGACGGCCAGUGAACCGCCACAACAAACGCCGAGUCAAUUAGGUGGCUAUCGCAAGAGCUCCAGCUUGGAUGUGCCGCCGGCGGAGGAGCAGCCGGAAGCAGAGAGCCACGAAGAGGAGGAUCCCCGGACGGGACAGGACUCGCAGUCGACGCCCAAGCGGUACAGUUUCACGGAGGAGGGUGUGCACAUCAUUCGCUGCGAGACGCCCAGCACCAGCACCUCCGAGGAGUCCGAUUGCAGUGAGUGCUUGAAGCGACGCGAGUGGCACGCCCGAGCUUUGGCCUUGGUCCGCAAGACCUGCAACGUCCAGCCCAGGAACCAGAAUCAGAACCAAAGUCAGAGUCAGAGUCAGAAUCCCACUGGCAGCGAGCUCCAGUUGCAGCUACAACACUGCGACGCCGGCGAGGGCGAACUGCUCAAGUGCUGCCCACCGCCACCGGCUCCAGCGGAGAUCCAGGUGCAGGUCCAGCCGAUGCCACCGCACCGCCUGCUGGGACCAGCAGCCGUGUGCGGAGCCUGCAUCACAUCCGCUCCUGCCUCCUCCUCCUUGGCCGGCGGACGGGGCAGCGAGCCCGGCGAUGAUCUGGAGGAGGAGUACUUCCGGCCGCGCAGCAUCUUCUACGUGCAUCCGCAUGGCGUCCACGAGUGCGCCGAGUGCGCCCCGCCAGCCCAGUCAGUCCAGUCAGCACAGUCAUCCCAGUCAGUCCAGUCAGCGACUGGUCAACCGGCGGCGCUGAGCAAUCCAUCGCUCGAUCUCUACGGCGACGACGAGGACGAAGUGGACGGCGACGAGGACGACGACGAAGAGGACGAAGAGGACGACUCCGAGGACAUCAUGGGCAGCCGGCGACGGCAGAUCUACGAGACGGCCUUCGACUGCAAGAUAGCCAAGUCGGAUGACGAUCUGGACGAGGUGGAUCGCAUCACCAACUGCUCGGUGCUGCUCCAGUUGAGCAAUGGCAAUGGCAAUGGCGGUGAUCUCGCCAAGGUCACCGGCUCCUCCAAGACGCGGGCAGAGUGCAAGAGGGCCAAGAACUCGAAGAAUCAAGCGCUGCAGGAGCAAACGGGCGAGGCCCACGUCCAGGUGCAUCAGGUGCAGGCCGAACUGGGCAAGCUCCAGCUCAGCCAGGUGGACCAGCAGAAUCAGAAUCAGGGCCAACAGCCAGGUGCUGCGACAGGCAGUGGAGUAAGUGCGUCCAGCACUCAGCAGCUGCCGGUGCGCGGCUAUACCCCAUCACCCCCCUCGACGGCGCCGCUGCCGAUGAAGUUUCCCGGCAAGCACGAGCGCUACCUGAACAUGAACAGCAUCCGGAGUGCCCCCAAUCUGCCCGCCGCCAAUCCAGCGCAUCCCCGUCUCCGGGAUCUCCGCCUGCCCAUCCCGUCCAUGCGGCACCAGUGCGGCGGCAGCAGCAACGACAACAGUCUCACCGACAGCGCCUACGUGAAUCCGCCCUCGACCAACUCGAAUUCGAAUGCGGCCUCGGGUUCGGCCUCCGCUUCGGUCUCCGCAUCCGCCUCCGUCUCCGCCUCGGCGACAGGAUCGGCCACUGCGGCUGCCCGGAGGCCACGCUCCUUUGUCCUGGAAUCGGGAAGGGUACUCGAACUGCGACGCAGUGCCCAGGGCCACCAUCACUAUCAGCAGCAGCAACAGCACCAGGCGGGCGGUCAGUCGACGACGCACCAUCACCACCAUCAUCACCAUCACGGCCCGGGCAGUCGGCGGAGUCAUCGCCAGGGUGCGGGACAAACGGCUGGGGGGCACAACUACAGCAGCACGGAGAGCAUCGCCACCUCGAGCAGUGGCGGCAGCAUGGAGUCGCUGCGGUCCAGCACCAGCGAGGGCAAUCGCAGCACCUCCAGCUCCGAGUCGCGCCACUCCAGUUCGCUGAGCUCGCACAGCUCGGAGUCGGGCAGCGGCGGCAGCGGUGGCUCCAGCGUGGCCUAUCCCCUGCGACCGGCGCCCCUGCUGUUGCACUCCAAGCUGCACAUCCUCAGUCCCAUCUCCGACAAGUCCUCGCAGGAGCCGGCCUCGGCCAGUGCCUCGGAGCAGUCGCAGCAGCCGUCCCAGCUGGCGCCGAUGGCGGCGCAGGAGGAGGAUUCGAGUGGCGCCCCAGCGCCGAGCGCCACACUCCAGGUGAACACCGUCUCCUUGAAGCAGCCGCGCAGUGCGCGGAGUGCUGGUGCCCCCAACAAGGCACUGCUCCAGUUGGCCGAUGAACUCCUGGGCUCGGACAGUGGCAUAUCCCUGCAUUCCCGCGAGGAGGGCAAGCCGCAGACAUUGGCCCUGCAGCGUUUAACGCUGCCCAAGCUGCAGUUGAUCGGAGCCGAGGGAGGAGCUUCCGGGACGGGUGGAACCUCAGCAACGGGUGGCGGCAGUUCGGCAGGGGUGUCGGCAUCGGGAUCUGGGUCCGGGUCCGGGUCAGGAGCUGCUGGUGGGGGAUCGGCGGGAAUGCCGCAGGAUCUGCGGGAUCUACCCUUCGAUAUGCCCAAACUGCGACGCCGCAAGACGCUGCAACAGGAGGCGGCCUGCACCUCGGGCAGUGCCACAUCCGUGGACCUCGGCGAGCUGCCCUUCGACAUGCCCAAGCUGCGACGCCGCCUCCGUGCCAACCAGGCGGAGAUCAACAACCUGCUGAUGCACAGCACCGAGUCCAGCGGCAUCUCGCAGGCCUCCUCCAGUCACUCGAUGCGUGACGAUCAGAAGUUGGCCAGCAAGCUGGAUACAGCACUUUUCCGCCAGAACCUCACCCUCAACUUGAACGAGUCGCGGCAGGCCACCAAACAGUUUGGCAGUCUGGAUCUGCGGGGUCUCAACAGCAACAAGGAGCUGAACAUGAACCUCAGCCAGGGCUACGUCACCGCAGUGGACUUGAUCGAUGUCACCAUUCCACUGGAGCGCCAGGGUUGGUACCAUGGCGCUAUAACGCGAGUUGAGGCGGAGACCACUCUUCGUCCGUUGUCCGAGGGUUCCUUUCUGGUGCGCAAUUGCGAGUCCACCAAGCAGGACUACUCGCUCUCCCUGAAGGGCGCCAAGGGCUUUAUGCACAUGCGGAUCCAGCGCAACGAGACCGGCCAGUAUAUCCUGGGCCAGUUCAGCCGUCCCUUCGAGACGGUGCCGGAGAUGAUCCGGCACUUCUGCCUCAACCGGCUGCCAGUGCGCGGUGCCGAGCACAUGUGUCUGAUCGAGCCGGUCAUCGCCCAGCUGCUCUAGAGGAACCUUCGCCAUGAGGAACAGCCAAAGGAAAAGAAGGAUCCAGCGGGCGAACCAAACAGAAUUACAUAUUAAUAGCGUGUAGUGGACUUAGGAACCUAUGUGAACAUGUAUGCACUAGUUAUAUUAUGCGAUAGUUGUAAAAGGAA